AUGACACAACAUGGAGCAUUGUCAUCUCUGGAGACAACCUCUCAAGACAAUUCCAUUCUCCUCAAUAUCCCCCCAGAACUCCGCUUCCAGAUACUCGAAUUGGCUCUGGAUUUACCCCCGGGUGGUGUAUCACUGGGCCGUCCAGACCGCACAAACUGUCAAGAUGCCAUGUCCAUCUUUCUUGUCUCGAAGCAGAUAUACGCCGAAGCGGCACCCAUAUUCUAUCGAACCGCACGGAUUGACCUGCGCGGCUGCUCCAGCUUCUCCAAGACUUCGCCAGAAAAGGCCGUCCGGCGUUUCUUGCAAAUAUCCGAGAGACCGCGGCGGCAUAUCAGAGAUCUUUCCGUUUCCCUCGGUAUGGCUGACUGCUGCGAAUGUGAGUCCUUGGUCGGCCUUCAGCUGGAGAAGCAACUCGAUCUCAGGAGUUUAAACGUCUUCAUCGGGCCCGACUAUGCAUAUCCUCCUGUAGGUUGUGCGGUGCAUCCGCCAACGCGGCCGAGACACUUUUUCAAGUCACACCUCGACUCUGGCGAGCAAGUUACUGGUCCCAUUUGCUUGAAAGAGACACAGUAUCAGGCAUUUUUACAAUUCCUUACAAGGGCAAACUUUGGAAAGAUCGUGGUCAAGGUCCAUCGGUUUCAUGUUCACUUUCUUUGCCAAUUUCAUGUACCAGACAAGGGAAGAAAUUGCUACGGGGAGUGGCGAGGUCCUGAAGACUGGGUUAUAGUAGAUCAUGAAGCUAUGAUCGAGGCAUUGACCAAUGUGCAAGUCGACGACUCUGUGGCUGCUGAAAAAGGCUGUGUCGUUUACAGCCGGCGAGUAUAG
Molecule: messenger RNA, 825 nt
Organism: Pestalotiopsis fici W106-1
Lineage: Eukaryota; Fungi; Ascomycota; Sordariomycetes; Amphisphaeriales; Sporocadaceae
Exons: 1
Coding region: 1-825 (274 amino acids)
Source: RefSeq, a predicted model, not a curated record